AUGGCUAUCAACGAUGCUGCUCAGCGCCGCAGGAGGUCCUGGAUAUUGGUGGGUGCGGGUUUUGUCGGUGUCGCGGCUCUGAUAACUACAAUUGUCUUGGUUGCGGUUUUCUGUGGUAGCGAGGACCCUAUAUCCGAGCGGUACAAGUUGACCACCUUCGACGCCAUGGGAAACAAGAAGGUCAUGGACAUGACACCCGACCAAUUUUUCCAGGCCAUGAAGGAGAACACGGCGUUCAUGCUUGGCGACGAUCGCGUCCAAAGCGAGGCCCUAUACGGAUGCAUCCUGGACAUGACGAAGAGUCUCGGGGAUUGGAAGGUAGCCGCUGAUGAAGCUGCAGCGAAGGCCAAAGCUGAGGAAGCAGCCGCCGGUGAAGAACAACCCGCUGAAGUUGCACCUGCUGAGGCACCCAAGGAAACCACUGGCUGCUGCAGCACACCGGAGAAGGUCGCAGACACGCCCCAAGCUCCGGCGACGAUGGUAGAGGCCAGCAGCACCGGUGCACCGGAGAAGCCCGUGGAGAUGACGGAGUCUCCGGCGGCAACCCCAACUUCCACCGCCGAACCUGGGAUCCCAACUGCUCCAGGUGACGCAUCCGGCUUGAGGGGGACCUCCACUGGUGCGCCGGUUAGUUUAAGACGCCGAAUAGCUUAUCGCAUUGCAGAACGUUUAGCGCAGAGACGUGACAACAGAGAGGCUGUGGUCACGUCCGGUCUAGGAGAUUACAUGUGGAACUCAAUCGCUGCGAUAGUGGAAGCCAUCGACAGCGCCGUACCGCUGCAUUUGUGGCGGGACACCUACGAAGGCGACCUAGACAUAGACGAGACCAUGUAA
Messenger RNA from Babesia bigemina, 834 nucleotides. RefSeq names its product membrane protein, putative. Lineage: Eukaryota; Apicomplexa; Aconoidasida; Piroplasmida; Babesiidae. The record is from RefSeq and is a predicted model, not a curated record. Bases 1 to 834 code for a protein of 277 amino acids. The transcript has a single exon.